UAAAAGAUUUAUUGACUGGCUGACUGGGAGAUUUUACUUAUAAUUUUGGAAAUAAACCAAUGAAUGUUUCCACGUACUCCCUAGUUGUGAAACACUGCAGUUGAGAGCACAAACCUCCACCAACGUUGACCUAUGAAUGAAAAUGAAAGCUAUUCCAAGAACUUUGGAUUUGGGCUUGUUUAUCCAGUUUGUUACAUAGCAGCCGACUUCCUGGUUAAUGGAGGAUGAAGAAACACCGGGGGUGCUAAUAUGACUCUGGAAGUCAAACGGUUCCAUUGGUACCAUUUUGACUCACAUGGUGGAAAGAAAUGCAACCUUGUCCAGAUCAUCACCAAAAGCUCACGUCCCUGUUCAGAUGUCUUCAGAUGAAGAGGCCAGCGUCCCAGUGUUGCCGACAGAAUCAACAUAUCGUAGCAACUCUGCCUGCACUGAACUUCAUGAUGAAUAUGAGGAGCUCCUCCAAAGUGCAGUGGCUUCGCCAAGAUUUGAGGCUGCUGCUGUUGCUGGCCUGGUGGGGAGAGACGUCUCACGUUUGUCUUCAGAGGAUCACAAUUCACAGAUCAAUUUACUAGUAGCAGAGAAGACCAGGAAGACUACCACCAGAGGUUUGGAAAGCUCAGACAGGUUACAGGAUGCAUCUGAGAGUGUGCAGCCGAAUGACCAAGGGUUCACUGGGUACACUGAAGUGGAGCUUUUCAUCUCAGACGAGAAUAUUAGCAAAAUGGAGAACAUUCUAGACACGUGGACCCAAAAAUUGAAGACCAAUGUGCUGAGGGAGCUGAGGAAGUGGAGGGUGGCCUUCGUAGAUCAACACAGGCGAGAGAUGCAGAGGGAGAGGGAGAUUCAUUUAGGCCAGAAUGAGGCCUUGAAGACUGAGCUGGACAGCCUGAAGGAACUGCUACACACGUAUGAGACUUCCAACAAGAGAAAGGAUGAGAUGAUUAGAAAUCUGAGCGUGGUGUUGAGCAGACAAAAACAGAAGCUUGAAAAGAUGAGAGCCUUCACCCAAUGGAGACUUCAGUACAGCGAGGCCAAAGAAGAGGCCCACGCUUGCCAGAUAGCGCGGCAACACUUCCAUUUGCGUCUGAAAAGGAAGGCGUUGUUGGCAUGGCACUCCCUCACCCAGAAAGAGUGGAAGGACAGGAUGGAGCAGGCGUGCCGCGCAAAGGCUGAAGAGGUGUGCACCCACCUCUCGGAAAAUUACGAGGCGCAGAUUCAGACGAUGAUUUCAGAACACAACGAGGCUCUCGAGAAGUCACAAGCCGAGAUUGAGAGACUGCAACUUGAGCGAGAACGCCGAGAAGUGUGUAUGAGGAAAGCCCUGAUGAGGGGCGUGUGCGCUCUCAACAUGGAGACACUGCACUUGUUUAAUCCCACAGACGGAGAGCCCCAAGACCCGGGUGAAUAUGACCCCAACUCACCUCCUGAUGAUGAUCCUGAUGGUUCUGAAUUGGCUCAGGUCCAGCCACGUCCUGCCCGCAGCCCGGCACAUUUUGACCGCGCAAGAUCUCCUCCGCACCAUGAAGACAGCGGCAACAGGAUGGGUUUUGGAGCACCAAGAUCUCAUACUGAAUUUCCACCUGCCACUUCAGCUGCACACACUGCAGCUGGGCACGCUGCAGCCAAGGUUGCUGCAGGUAGGCACCCUGCACCCCGGCAUGCUUCAGCUGGCCACUCCGCACCCGGGCACGCCGCACCCGGAUACGCCACGCCCGUGCACGCCGCACCGGGGCACGCUGCACCGGGGCACUCUGCACCCGGGCACACUGCACCGGGGCACGCUGCAUCCGGGCAGGCUGGAUCCGGGUACUCUGCACCCGGGCACGCUGCAUCCGGGCAUGCUGGAUCCGGGUACUCUGCACCCGGGCACGCUGCAUCCGGGUACGCUGCACCUGGGCACGCUGCACCCGGGCACAGCUUAUUCCCACACGGGGCAGGUCCUGGCUUCCACAAACAGGCCAGUGGGGGUGUGGUGAUCGCCAGCCAACAAAAACCUACCAAAAGUUUGACAGCUCGCAGCUCCACGCAGCAUGUUGGCAAGAGUGUACGCAGCAAUCUAGACUCUGUGAGUGUGGCUGCACCUAUGAGCUCCACUGCUGUCGACUACCAUCAUCCUAUGACACAGCAAACUCUUGGUCAGGCAACCGCCUCCAAAUUUCCUCGCUCCUCUCAACAGGCUCCCUGCGCCACUGGAGGCUGGGCUUUGUCCAGAAUGCACACCAGCACCUACUCCCCACCACCUUGGGAUGAGCCUGGCUCGGCAACAUUGGCUCAAGGUCCUGUUGGUAGCCCGGUUCACUUUGACCACCCAGAGUCUCCUGACCCCCAUGAAGACGACAGCAGGAUGGGCGUGUGGUACACCGGUGAAGUCCUCCCUGCCACUUCAGCAGCUCACAGUUCAGUCCCACAAGGGGGCAGCACUGGUUUCCACAAACAGGUCUCUGGGCGUACGGUCACAGCUGGCCAACAGAAACCGUCGAAAACUAUCACGGCUCGCAUCACGACCCAACCAUUUGCUGGUAAGAGUGUACGCAGCAAACUCCAGGUGAUGGGUAUGACUCCGCCCAUGACCUCCAUUGUCGUAGAACGCCACCAACCAAUUGCACAGCACACUAUCGGUCAUCCUUUUGCUACCAAAUCUGUUCGCGCCUCCCAACAGGGUCCCCGCACACCCACUGUUGUGAAGACUUCCUCCAGAACAAACACUUGUAAUGUACAAUCUAUCAAAGUAGUCGACUAGUUACACCCACACACCCCUCAGCCACCCCUCACACAAACGAUCAUUGACUAGAAGAAGUUUUACCUACUAUGCAACAACUGUGAUUCUUACUGUGGACGUAGCUUUACAAGUUUUUAUUUAGGGGCAAAGGGAAAUUGAUCAAUUAUUCCUCGGAACCUCACUGAUGUUUGUGGUUGGAUCUACACAUGUAAGAUAUUUUAAAGGUGCAGUUUUCAAAAUGGAAUUUUAUUGAACUUAAUGUUUACUUGAAUAUUCAGGAACAGGUGCAUGUAUAAAGACAUACUGUACUUUUCAGUGUGUCAUUGAACAUCAAACCAAAGCCCUCUUGUUUGUAUAUGACCUGGUGCUUUCUUUUUACAUAAUAAAUUAUUUUAGCGCUA
This is a messenger RNA of Hippocampus comes (tiger tail seahorse), 3120 nucleotides long. RefSeq names its product POC5 centriolar protein homolog (Chlamydomonas) (gene poc5). The record is from RefSeq and is a predicted model, not a curated record. Lineage: Eukaryota; Metazoa; Chordata; Actinopteri; Syngnathiformes; Syngnathidae. Gene Ontology annotation, cellular component: photoreceptor connecting cilium. Bases 296 to 2740 code for a protein of 814 amino acids. Gene Ontology annotation, biological process: eye photoreceptor cell development. The transcript has 17 exons.